Molecule: messenger RNA, 1236 nt
Organism: Chaetomium fimeti
Lineage: Eukaryota; Fungi; Ascomycota; Sordariomycetes; Sordariales; Chaetomiaceae
Product: phosphotransferase enzyme family-domain-containing protein
Exons: 2
Coding region: 1-1236 (411 amino acids)
Source: RefSeq, a predicted model, not a curated record
AUGCCGCGACCCGGCCAAGACGCGUUAGAAUGGAAAGAGACGCUGUUUGACCUCGUGCCCCAAUGGACGAGAGACCCUUCGAUCGCGGUGAUUGAAAGUGUGUGUCGCCAGCAGUUGCACAUUUCCCCUAAGGGUUCAUGCUCCGUCACCUUUCACGCAUCAGGAUUGUUCAACAAACUCUACCUUGUCAAAUGUACCGGAGGCCCUCUCAUCAUGCGUGUCUCGCUGCCCGUCUAUCCGCGACACAAGACGCGUGCCGAAAUUGGGUAUGAGUGGAUCUUGGUGGAGUUUAUGGCCGGUACACCGGCCCACAGGCGGUGGCGAACCAUGCCAAUGGACCAAAAGGCCGCGCUCACGAAACGCAUCGCGGCAUUCCAGAUGGAGUUGGCCGGAAUUGGGUUGGCUGGGAAGGCAGCGUCCGGAUUCAGGGGCAUAGGAACAUUGGUUUUGCGGGAUGCCGGUCAAAACAACAACAUGGAAGAGACGGCAAUGGCCGUUCCUGGCCUCGGGGUGUCACCUGCGUUCUUCGUGGGCGAUCGCCUUCGUUACGCCGUCCCGCGGGGCCCCUUCCGCUCAAGCCAUGACUGGUUAAGCGCGGAGCUGACUAUCGUCAUCCUACAUCAAACAGCACUUCUUGAGAAGGCAGAGGAUGAAGACGACAAAGAAGACGUCGAAGAGAUCAUCUCCGCCGCGCGAAAGCUUCUCUCUCUUCUUCCCAAGAUAUUCCCCCCGACAUUGGACCGACCGGAAAUCACAGGACUUUACCACCAUGAUCUCCACCUAAACAACAUCUUGGUGGACGAACAGGGUGGAAUUACGGCUGUUCUAGAUUGGGAAUGCGUUUCGGCGCUGCCUCUCUGGAUGCUGACCCAGGUUCCCAAAUUCAUUGACGGACCACUUCGGGAAGAGGAGCCGCAGCGGGAUUCGUACGCGGAUGAAACUCCCGAGGAAGCUGCUGCCGCGGCGGAAGAACGCAACAACCCCGAUUACUUGGACAAUGAAGGGAAGAAUGAGUUGUAUUUCAUCCACAAGAUGGAGUACGAGGUAACACAGCUGCGAAAAACCUACGAGGCCAGGUUGAGGGAACUGUGGCCGGAGCGUCCCCUUGAAGAAAGCAGUGUGAAGAAUGACUUCUUUCAGGCGGUCUCACAAUGUGAUGGGAUAUGGGUAAAGGAGACGCGUAGGUGGGCUGAUUGUUUGGAAAGGGGUGAGACUGUUCGAUUUGAAGACGCCUAG